This is a messenger RNA of Coffea arabica (coffee), 1050 nucleotides long. RefSeq names its product putative disease resistance protein At1g58400. The record is from RefSeq and is a predicted model, not a curated record. NCBI's taxonomy places the organism in Eukaryota, Viridiplantae, Streptophyta, Magnoliopsida, Gentianales, Rubiaceae.
AUGAACAUUGGUGGGGGUUAUCAAAGUGAAGAUGUAAUGGCCGUCUUGCUGAAAAAUGCUGACAUGCAUCUUGGUUAUCUUAAGUCUCUUCUUCUCUUAAAAUUACCCCGACGUUUGGAGUUUGUAGAAUUUUUGGAGUCAAUAAAGUUGAAGUUGUUCCUCUUGCUUAGAGUCUUAAGAUUUGAUGGUUUUGACCUACGAGAGAGCAAAUUUGUUGGCGAAGUUGGGAAAUUGACAUCUCUGCGAUACCUAAGCUUCAGAGAUUGUCGCCUAAACAACCUGCCAUUAAGUCUUGGUGAGUUGUUGUACUUGCAAACACUUGAUUUGCGGGUAGUAAUAGAUCGGAUGGUUACCACACCAAACAUCAUCUGGAAGUUAAAAAGGUUGCGGCAUCUUUAUUUGCCUUCCAAAUUUAAUGCUCGAGAGGAUGAUAAGUUGCGUCUGGAUAGUUUGGUGAACUUGGAGACGCUUGAAAACUUUGAUACCAGUGCAUGCAGCACAACCGAUCUUCUCUUCUUGACGAGUCUUCGAAGCCUAACAGCAUCUGUUAAAGGGAAUGCUAAGUCCCUGCAAGGCAUCAUCAAACGCAUACAUAUGAACCAGAAUUGCUUAUGCCAAACCUCUAUUCGAGUAAGAUGUUUCGACGCAUUUACUGUAGAAGAAAGGGAUUUGUCAAUGAGCCAGCUACUUGAUUGUCCCUCCCUUCAUACUUUGCAGAUCAAGGGAUGCAUGAGCAUACUACCACAUAUAAUCUGUUACAGUCUCACUCGCAUAGUUCUAAGCCGUUCUACACUUGUCAAUGGUCCUAUGGCAACUCUGGGGAGGUUUCCAAAUUUAUGGGACCUUGUUCUGGAAGACAGAGCUUUUCUGGGGAAACGGUUGACUUUUGCAUCAGGGGGAUUUGGUCAACUCAGACAUCUUACACUCUCAAAUUUGCCAAAGUUGGAGUUCUUGAUUGAAGAAGAAGGAUCAAUGCCCAAUCUUUGUACCUUGCAGGUCGAAGGAUGUAACAACCUUAAAGAGCUUCCAAUCAGACUUCAGGAAUUGUAG